Molecule: messenger RNA, 1132 nt
Organism: Suillus bovinus
Lineage: Eukaryota; Fungi; Basidiomycota; Agaricomycetes; Boletales; Suillaceae
Product: DHHC palmitoyltransferase-domain-containing protein
Exons: 5
Coding region: 76-990 (304 amino acids)
Biological process (GO): protein targeting to membrane; peptidyl-L-cysteine S-palmitoylation
Cellular component (GO): Golgi apparatus; endoplasmic reticulum
Molecular function (GO): protein-cysteine S-palmitoyltransferase activity
Source: RefSeq, a predicted model, not a curated record
UGACGGCGACUUCAGAUCAUCGAAGACCUUGCUUCAGAGGGCAGACUAAAUGGGCAAACAUUCUGCAUACAAUGCAUGGCAAGGAAACCCCUACGGUCAAAACAUUGCCGUGUUUGUGAUCGAUGUGUAGCGCGGAGCGACCAUCAUUGUCCGUGGGUCUGGAACUGUGUUGGGGCAAAUAACCACAGGCAGUUUCUACUUUUUGUGUCGACACUAGUCAUCGAUAUUGUGUUGUUCGACUACCUCGUUUAUGAAUACUUCUCGUCGGUAUCAUUGCCCGAACCCGUUGACUGCUCCGCAAUCCUCUGCGAGUCAGCCUUGAAGGAUGCAUUCCUUCUUUGCGUCUCGCUAUGGUCAGCCCUGCAAUUGACGUGGACUUCCGUGCUCCUCGUGACACAGUACUGGCAAGUGACCAGACAGCUGACAACGUUCGAGGUCUCCAACAUCGGGCGUUUCGGCUUCAUGGGCGGCCGUGGUACCCUAGCUGCUGGUAGUGGAGGUGCCGGUGUUCAAAUGGGACAUCGGCACCACCAUGGCGCUCACCAGCAGAAUAGCGACAGCGACAGCGAAGCAGAAGGUGGUGCCCACAAACAGGCACAUAAUCACACCUUCUGCGGGACCCUCACAGCACCUGGAACAUGUACCGCCUUCCUACUCAACCUCCUCGGCCUCGACCGGUUCACACGUGGACGUGCCGCACGUGGACUCACCUCGCAUGCACGGAAUCCAUUUGACUUCGGAGCUGUACGGAACUGCAGGGAUUUCUGGAGUAUGGGAAAGGAACUUGGCGUGGAGUACGGCCAGGUGUAUGAUGUGCCCUUGGAAGGUUUUGAGGAGGCCAAGAAACGGAAGGAAGCGGAACGGGGCGACCUUGAGCACGAGCACGAAAGCCCUCACAACAGCAGGAGUAAGAGUCUGCUUGGCAAGCUCAGCAUACGGAUGGGUAUGGGCUCCACUCGGAGAGGCUACGAACCCCUGAAUCAGGUCUAGCUUUUUUUUGUGACGAUGAGCUAUUUAUUUUGUUUACCAGUUGUACAUGUGGAUAUUACGCUACUACAGGUACACUAUCCAGAGUAUAAACAUUACUCAUCUAACAUAUGUAAGGACGAAACGUUUGAUCCUGCAGAAGCAA